Lachancea dasiensis is the source of this 495-nucleotide messenger RNA. The record is from the annotation of a GenBank genome assembly. NCBI's taxonomy places the organism in Eukaryota, Fungi, Ascomycota, Saccharomycetes, Saccharomycetales, Saccharomycetaceae.
AUGUCUUCGCAAAAAGCCUGUUACGUGUGUGGUAAGAUCGGUCAUUUGGCCGAAGAGUGUGGUUCCGAGAGACUUUGUUACAACUGUAACCAGCCGGGUCAUGUUCAAUCCGAGUGCACCAUGGCCAAGACGGUUGAAUUUAAGCAAUGUUACAACUGUGGGGAAACUGGCCACGUCAAGUCUGAGUGCAGCACUCCCCGUUGCUACAACUGCAAUGAAACUGGCCACAUAUCAAGAGAAUGUCCGAGCCCCAAAAAAGCGUCCAGAUUGAGCGCUGGCAGCGGCAGCAGUGGUCCUAAGGGCUCCAAAGUGUCUUGCUACAGAUGCGGUGGACCCAACCACAUGGCUAAGGACUGCUUGCAGUCGGAAGCCAAGUGUUACGCUUGCGGCAAGACUGGCCACAUCUCUAGAGACUGUGCUGGAGGUUCCUCCGCCAAGACCUGCUACAACUGUAACGAGGCUGGCCACAUCUCCAAGGACUGCCCUGUGGCUUAA